Molecule: messenger RNA, 4097 nt
Organism: Fundulus heteroclitus (mummichog)
Lineage: Eukaryota; Metazoa; Chordata; Actinopteri; Cyprinodontiformes; Fundulidae
Gene: arhgap11a
Product: Rho GTPase activating protein 11A
Exons: 13
Coding region: 666-3557 (963 amino acids)
Biological process (GO): signal transduction
Source: RefSeq, a predicted model, not a curated record
GAAAUCAAUAUAAAGUAAUCAGCAAGUUGACUCAAGAUGGUACGACUAACAAGAGAAAUAAACAAAGAAAUAGGAGAAGAUAAAAGUGCUAAGGUUUUGAGGAAUGUGACUCUGUUUGUAAUUUGUAAGGAUGGAGGACAAAAGGGAAGAACAUUUAGGAUGGACUAAGUAGUGGAAGCAAGACAGCUUUAAGCAAUCAAGAGAAAGCUGAAAACUCACGCUUACAAUGCACAAAUCUUAUUGGAACAAGAUUACCUUAUUGGAACAAGAUUACAUUCAUAGAAAAAACCCCACAAAAAAAUUUAUAUAAUAAAAUACAUAGGUUAGAUAAUCUUUCUAAUUAAGGAAGAAGUUAGAGAAAUAAAGUAACCUUAGAAAAAGAUUAGUGGCUGCCAUUCUCUGUUUAUCUUCCCGUCUACUGAUGGCGGUAAUGUGCUAAACAUAGUCUGCCAACCUCCAUUAAAUCAAAAGACGAAGAAAAAAAUGAGCCCUCAUUCGAAUGGCCUCCGUCCAAUCAGAGCUUAGAGACAGGGUGCGCCGCUGUUUGAAUGUACUCCGGAAAUAGGCAGGCAAGCUUCGCAACCGAUGUUUGAAAGGACGGGAGCCUCAUGCAGCUUUAAAUACCUGGAAUUUAUUUUGCUUGAUGAGUGAGAAAACAGGCAGGCAUGAAAGUCAUGGAGAAAAAUGUGAUGCGUUUGGCGGCUGUUCAGCACCUCCGCACUGCGUAUGGGAUAAAGACAAAGAACUGGAACAAAAACAAAACAGCCGGCUGCAAGUCGACAGCCAGCAUUUCGAAAAAAGUUUUUGGUGUACCCCUGGACAGCUUGCCAUACUACAAUAUGGAUUGUGGAAGGGUGCCACGUUUUCUAGUUGAUGCUUGCAUGACGCUGAUUGCAAAUGUUGAAACAGAGGGUUUGUUCAGGAAAUCGGGCUCUGUCGUACGCCUAAAAGACCUCAGGGCUAAGCUGGAUGCAGGAGAAGAGUGUCUACCAACAGCUCGUCCCUGUGACGUUGCGGGAUUGGUGAAGCAGUUCUUCAGGGAGCUCCCGGAGCCCAUUUUGCCCACAGAGCUGCAGGGUGCCUUUUUCAAGGCCCAGCAGCUCGCCUCUGAGGAGGAGAGAACCUCUGCCACAAUGCUGCUGUCCUGUGUGCUGCCAGACAGAAACAUCUGUGUACUGCGUCACUUUUUCGAUUUCCUUCACAAUGUGUCCCGGAGAAGUGCGGAGAACAAAAUGGAUAGUGGUAACUUGUCUGUAAUUCUGGCCCCUAACCUCCUUCACUCUGGAGACGGAACAGAGAAGAUAAACGCCAACACGGAGAAGCGCCUUAAGUUACAGGCGGCCAUUGUGCACUGCUUCAUAGAGAAUGCCAACGACUUUGGGAUCCUACCUCAGUUCCUUCAAGAAAAGGUUCCUGCCAUGAUGGGCUGCGAGCCAGGUGCCCCAUCUCCCUCUCAGGAUGACCUAGAAGAGGCGGACUUAAACUCAGGGAUGAAGAAGAAAAACAGGCGCAGCUUUGGAGAUCUGGUCUGUGGUGCACUGAAUAAGAUAAAAACUAAUAGAACUCCCACAAAUCUCACCCAGCCAGACAGUCUUGUUUUUUCUUCUACAACUCCUGUAAUAGCAACUCCAUCCUCAAAGAGAAAACUUCCGCUGGAACCUCGUCACUCGUUUGGAUUUUCAAACAAGAAGCGUAGGUCUGUAAAAAAGAACCUCGGGUUAGAGCUGCUCCCCAGCACCUUGUUCAGCGGGACCUCGACUCCUGGCUCAGCCUGCAGUGCUUCGGGAAUCCUGGACUCGUCUCAAAAUAUCUCAUCUUCAGCAGGGAGGACUAAAAGGCUUCUGUCUGCCUCUGUUAGAAGGAAGAGUAAACGGUUUAGCAGCAGGCAUCUUCUCAACAGGGUUGAAUCUGGAAGAGCUGGCUGCUUUUCUCCUAAAGUCAGCAGAAAAGAAGCUCCGCUCAAGUCUCUGCGACAGCGUUUCAGCUUGGGGAAGAGCAACAAAGAUGCUGGGUCUGGGUCCGUUGGCUUGCGGCUUGCCACUCAGGAGAGCACCGCCGGUUUCCUUUUCAACCCAGAGCUGGAGUGUACCCCAUCAACUCUGGCCAGAAAAGCUGAACCAAAGAGCUCCAAAUAUAUUAGCAGGUCAGAAGAUAACCUGCUGACCCCCCAGCGUGAUUCCAGUCCCCACCAGGCCUCGUGGAUAGUGGAGACCUCUGUGGGAACGCGGGCUUUAAACAGUGGGUCGUUCACAGAUACGCCGUUGACCACGUGCCUCAAGGGCGGCUACGUGUCCGAGCCGGUCAUCGUUUCCAAGCCGUCGCCGGCGAGCAUUCUCCCCAAGAAGCUGUGCUGCACUUCCAGCUCGGAGAGCAUCGAGAGCCCGCGCUUCAUCGCUGAAUCGCUGCGGAAGCACGAAGCAGCUGUACAAAUUCAGAAUGCCACAGAGCCGGAGAGUGACCUGCAGGCUUUUAAACGCGGCUUCUGCAGCUCGGUCGGAGAACGUGGGCUUAAAUCAUCUGCAAAGAUUCCUGGUACUCCAGCUUCGGCCUAUGAGGUCGAUGGCUCCCGCCCUCCAGCUCAGGACGAUGAACAUAAUGUCACAUUCGGUCAAUUCAAUAUGGAAGCACUCACUCCUUUGCAUAUUGACAGUGGGGUGUUUGAUUCCAGUGCACACUGUAGUCCGGUAACUAGCAAAGGUUUAUCUCCUCCCUUUAGUCGCUGCAGCAAUUCCACAUUAGGUUCAGUUGAAAGGCUCCCACAGCAGAUGAACUGCAGCAGACUCAUUGAUGCCUUGGACAUGCAGAGUCCUGCUCAUUUCACUCUGGGUGUCUCUUCCGGGCUCCAGUCCACUCCCUACAAGCCGGGCGCUGAACUCAAAGAAGAGCCCAGGACGCCAACAAAAGCUGACAUUUUCCGAAGCCAGUCACAACAGGAGGUGAAGGGUUCCCCAGAGAGCGGCGCUAACGUCAAACACCAAGCUUCUCUCUCACCAGACGGCCUGCAGAGCCAAAAGCGCCGCGUGGUGGACCACAUUCAACAUUUCAACAAGCUCACCCUCUACUCUCCCACGGGCGCAAAGAACAAACAGAUAAGAUCGCCCAUCAAGUUCCAGCGCACCCCGGUGCGACUGACCGUGCGCAGGAUCAACUCUCUGACGGGCGAGAGCAGGAGACCCGGAAAACUCUCACAGCUCCCGGCGCCUCAGGCUGCUCAUGUGACAAAGGCUGUGAGUCUAGAGAGCGGCCUCUCCCCUCACCCACAGCCGCGGUCACAGGUAGGGCGCUCCAACAGCACGGCGCCUGUAAAGAAACCCCCUCCGGUCCCGCCGAAAAGGCUGAGCACCUUGCCGCGAAGGCUCAAGCCCUGCGCCUUGGGCGACGUGACCAACAAAACUCAGCCGAAGGCGGAGUGCCCUGCGUCUGCCCCACCAGCUGCCCAGAAACCCGUCGCUCUGCAGCAGUUUGAAAAUAAUAUUAUGAGCCAUUACAGAGGUUCUCCCAGAAACCCCCUCAACCACGGUGGACUCCUCUCUACUACAAAACCUGUUGACUUAUAAGGAGACUUUUUUUUUUCACUCUGUUUGCUAUGUGUUUUUUUUUUAUUUUCCCCCCCGAGAUAUUAAACAUUCAAGCACAUUUUCCUAAAGCCCUAAUUUAUUUUAGCUGCUGUAGGUUUGUGUUGUCUUACGAGGUUAUUGGGAGAUGUCCAGAUGCUCUAAGUUGAAGAUUAACAUAUCACUUUGUAAGGUUGCAUGUUGAGCGUUGAGAUUGCAAUGUGAAAGGGUAAGUUGUGUAAAAUGCUGAUAGUCGGUGAUAUGAAUGGAGACGUGUGGGGUGUUACACUUUUAUUUAAAAAAAACAUUUUCUUAGGGGAAAUUUUGAUUAAAGAAAUAUCUGAAUUUUUUUAUUAAAUGUAUUUUUACUGUCCUGUUGUUAACUGAAAGAAGAGAAAAACCCUGCUUUUUGAUGAAUUUGUGGGGGGCAAAGCUAAACAGGUUUGGUAAAUCUGCAUGCAUCGGUCAAUUUAUUUUUUCAUUCCUUUUUUUUUUUAAGCGCUGUGAAAUGCUCUAGAUAAAUAAAACUGGCUUAAUACUUCU